AUGGACAACUACGAGAAGGAUCCUGGCUGGAAGUAUUUAAGGCAGUCAUCGGAGCAGUUAAUGGCAGCGGCGACGAAGAAGUUCGAUUCGAAGAAAAACGUCUGGGUUGCUGACGCCGAGGAGGGAUUCGUAGCUGCUGAGAUCAAGUCCACUAAGGGUGACAAUAUUGUCGUUGUGACGAGUAAGGGAAUCGAGAAAACGAUCAAGAAAGAUGAAGCACAGCAAAUGAAUCCACCAAAAUUCGAAAAAACCGAAGACAUGGCGAAUCUGACAUUUCUUAACGACGCCUCAGUUCUUCACAAUCUUCGCCAACGAUACUUCUCAAUGAUGAUUUAUACUUACUCCGGUCUUUUCUGUGUCGUCAUCAAUCCAUACAAACGUCUUCCGAUUUAUUCGGAAUCUGUAUGCCAAAUGUACACCGGUCGACGUCGUAAUGAAAUGCCACCGCAUCUGUUUGCCGUCGCUGAUGAAGCUUACAGAAAUAUGCAAAAUGAUCAAGAGAACCAAUCAAUGCUGAUCACUGGUGAGUCAGGAGCUGGAAAGACGGAAAACACAAAGAAAGUGAUCUCAUAUUUUGCGAUGGUCGGCGCAUCACAAACUUUUUAUAACAGAAGGAAAGCCAAGAAAGAUAAAUCAAGAGUGUCACUGGAGGACCAGAUUGUGCAAACAAAUCCUGUUCUUGAAGCAUUCGGAAAUGCGAAAACAGUACGGAAUAAUAACUCGUCUCGCUUUGGAAAAUUCAUUCGCAUCCACUUCAAUAAAGCUGGAAAAGUUGCCGGGGGCGAUAUUGAACAUUGUAAGUACUUAUCGAGAGUAAUCAAACAAGCACCUGGCGAACGAUGUUAUCACAUUUUCUAUCAGAUCUAUUCAGGUGCUGUUAAAGGACUUAAAGAAAAAUUGAUGCUCGACCGUCCUAUUAAGGAUUAUCAUUUCGUUGCUCAAGCUGAAACCACUAUUGACGGAGUGGACGACAAAGAGGAAAUGUUAAUCACCGAUGAAGCCUUCGAUAUAAUGAAGUUCAGCCAACAAGAAAAAGAUGAUUUGUUUGCGAUUACUGCUGGUAUUAUGCAUAUGGGCGAGCUGAAGAUCAAGCAGAGACCCCGAGAGGAGCAAGCUGAACUGGAAAACGGCAAAGAAGGCGAACUUGCUUGUAAACUGUUCCAUGUAGACUUCGAGAAAUUCGUUGGCUCUUUACUUAAACCACGAGUGAAAGUUGGCUCAGAAUGGGUUAAUAAGGGACAAAAUCUCGAACAGGUAAACUGGGCACUGGGUGCUCUUGCCAAGGCGCUGUAUGCUCGAAUGUUCACGUGGCUCAUAAACAGAUGUAACAGAACUCUGGAUGCUCAAGAUCUCUCUCGGGAUUUUUUCAUUGGUGUGCUUGAUAUUGCCGGUUUCGAGAUCUUUGAUCACAACUCAUUUGAACAACUCUGGAUUAAUUUCGUUAACGAGAAACUUCAACAAUUCUUCAAUCAUCAUAUGUUUGUACUUGAACAAGAAGAAUAUUCACGUGAAAGCAUUCGUUGGGAGUUUAUCGAUUUUGGGCUUGAUCUACAAGCAUGUAUUGAUCUUAUCGAAAAACCACUAGGAGUGAUUUCGAUGCUUGACGAAGAAUGUAUCGUUCCAAAGGCCACGGAUUUGACCUUAGCCUCAAAACUUAAUGAUCAACAUCUUGGAAAGCAUCCGAAUUUCCAGAAACCAAGACCUCCGAAAGGAAAACAGGAUGAAGCACAUUUUGCCAUUAUUCACUAUGCAGGUACGGUAGGAUACAAUGUUAAAGGAUGGUUGGAAAAGAAUAAGGAUCCUUUGAACGAUACAGCUGUUACAGUAUUGAAAGCAAAUAAAGGAAAUCAGUUACUAUCGGAUCUGUGGGCAGACUAUAACACUCAAGAAGAUAUCGUCAACCUCGGUAAAAAAGCUCCCGGAAAGAAGGGCAAAUCUGCAUCGUUUAUGACGGUAUCGAUGAUAUACCGUGAAUCACUGACCAAUCUCAUCCACAUGUUGAAUCAAACACAUCCGCACUUCAUUCGUUGUAUCAUUCCUAACGAACAGAAAAAGAGCGGUGUAAUCGAAGCGAAUUUGGUACUUAAUCAACUUACUUGUAACGGUGUACUGGAAGGAAUUCGUAUUUGUCGUAAAGGUUUUCCCAAUCGUAUGCCUUAUUCGGAUUUCAAACAAAGAUAUGCCUUACUGACUGCUGAUGCCAUUAAAAACGCAAAAACCGACAAGGAUGCCGGUGAGAUAAUCACUUCCAUACUCACCAACAAAGGAUCUUUGAAGGUUGAAGAAUUCCAAUGCGGUAACACUAAGGUGUUCUUCAAAGCUGGUGUAUUGGCUCAUCUUGAGGAACUACGCGAAGCUGUCCUGUCAGUGAUCAUCACAAAAUUUCAAUCUGCUUGUCGACAUUAUUUAGCAUUGUGUGAAUACAAAAGAAAAAUCGAUCAAAAAGUUGGACUUUUGGUGAUCCAACGCAAUGUUCGGGCAUGGUGUACACUUCGCACGUGGCAUUGGUUUAGAUUAUACGGUAAGGUCAAGCCACUCAUCAAAGGAAGUAAAAAGGAAGAGGAAAUGGAGAUGCUAAAGAAAAAAUAUAAAGAACUCGAGGAAAAUCAUCAUACUGAGGAGCGCAAACGAAAAGACGUCGAAGCCGAGAAUGCUCGCCUUCAGGCUGAAAAGCAAGCGAUACUCAUGCAGUUGGAACGAGAACGUGAUGAAAUCUCCGAAAUCGAAGAACGUAGUGCGAAAUUGCUCGCUCAAAAAGCGGACACUGAAAAACAGAACGCAGAUCUCAACGAUCAGCUUGCCGAUCAAGAAGAACGAAACGAGACAUUGGCUAAGGCAAAAAAGAAAAUUGAACAAGACAACGAAGCACUAAAGAAAACAAUGGCUGAUCUGCAAACAACUGUGAAAAAACAGGAAAAUGAGAAACAAGGCAAAGAUCAUCAGAUUCGAUGCCUACAGGAUGAAAUAGCUUCACAGGAUGAGCUUCUCUCAAAGAUCAACAAAGAGAAGAAGCAUCAAGAAGAGGUAAAUCGAAAGCUUUUGGAAGACAUACAAGCACAAGAGGACAAAGUGAACCAUGUCAAUAAAGUAAAGGCUAAAUUGGAAUCUACUCUAGACGAUAUGGAAAACUAUCUCGAGCGUGAAAAACGCAGUCGGCAAGACAUCGAAAAGCAAAAACGUAAAGUUGAAGGGGAACUAAAGAUCGCUCAGGAAAUGAUCGAAGAGAUUACACGACAAAAGAACGAACAAGAAUCACUUAUUAAAAAAAAGGAUGCAGAGAUUACAUCAUUGGCGACGCGUCUUGAGGAUGAACAAUCACUGGUUGCCAAACUACAACGAAUAAUUAAGGAGCUACAAGCACGAAUUCAAGACUUGGAAGAGGAACUAGAGGCGGAGCGUCAAAGUCGAAGCAAGGCAGAAAAGGCAAGAAACGAAAUGCAUCUGGAAUUAGAGGAACUAGGAGAUCGACUUGAUGAAGCUGGUGGUGCUACACAAGCACAAAUGGAGCUGAACAAGAAACGUGAAGCAGAGUUGGCGAAACUACGUCGAGAUCUUGAAGAGGCGACGAUUAAUAGUGAAACGAUGAUGGUGGCAUUGAGGAAAAAACAUGCAGAAGGCAUUGCUGAAUUGAACGAUCAACUUGAUACAGUACAGAAAUUGAGAGCGAAACUUGAGAAUGAGAAAGCGCAACAACAACGAGAGAUUGAAGACCUACAAGCAGCUGUCGAUAGUGAAUCCAAGCAAAGACAGGUUAUGGAACGUCUUGCCAAGCAGCUUGAAGUACAACUCACUGAUAUGACGCUGAAGAGCGACGAGCAAUCGCGAAGCAUCCAAGAGUUAAUCACAUCAAGAGGAAAAUUGCAAUCCGAUAACAGCGAAUUAAAUAGACAAUUAGAAGAUGCCGAAUCACUUGUGGCCACUCUGAACCGCAUCAAACAACAACUACAAGCCCAAAAUGAAGAUGCACGUAAACAAAUCGAACAGGAAACGAGAGAAAAACAAAGUCUACAACUUCAGGUAUCAAACUAUCAACUAAAAUGUGAACAACUUCAUGAGGCGCUUGAUGAAGAACAGGACUUGAAAACAGAACUUCAACGUCUGAUAAGCAAAGCGAACGCUGAAACUCAACAAUGGCGAGCACGAUUUGAAGGCGAAGGAAUGAACAGAGCUGAAGAGUUGGAAGAAGCAAGAAGAAAACUUGCCCACAAAGUGCAAGAAGUUCAAGAGCAACUUGAAAACGCCAAUCAAAAGAUCAGCUCACUAGAGAAAACCAGACAGCGGCUCGUGAAUGAGCUGGAAGACGCACAAGUGGAUGCCGAUAGGGCGAAUUCCAUAGCAAGCGCACUGGAGAAAAAACAAAAAGGCUUUGACAAGGUGGUCGAUGAAUGGCGACGAAAGUGUGAAGGACUGGUCCAGGAACUCGAAAGUAGUCAACGUGACACACGCUCAGCAACCACUGAAGCCAUACGGUUACGAAAUCAACUUGACGAAGCGGCAGAACAGGUAGAAGGAGUUCGUCGUGAGAACAAGGCGCUUGCACAAGAAUUGAAAGAUAUCACGGAUCAGUUAGAUGAAGGUGGUAAGAGUGUGCAUGACUUACAGAAAAUCCGAAGGCGUCUUGAAAUCGAGAAGGAGGAAUUACAGCUAGCCCUUGACGAAUCUGAAGCAGCGCUAGAAGCUGAAGAAGCAAAAGUACUGCGUGCGCAAGUGGAAGUGUCACAGAUUCGAUCAGAGAUCGAGAAACGACUCCAGGAGAAGGAGGAAGAGUUCGAGAACACGCGAAAAAAUCACCAACGAGCCCUCGAGAGUAUGCAAGCCUCACUAGAGAGUGAGUCAAGAGGGCGUGCUGAUCUACUGAGAAUGAAGAAGAAACUAGAGAGUGACAUUAAUGAAUUUGAAAUCGCGCUGGAUCACGCUAACAAGGCAAACGUUGAUGCACAGAAAAACUUGAAAAAAUACCAAGAUUCCGUCCGAGAACUUCAACUACAAGUGGAGGAAGAACAACGUCAACGUGAUGACGCUCGAGAACAAGCGAUGAUAGCCGAGCGACGAGCUCAAAUUGUUCAGCAGGAGAAAGAGGAUUUGGCGAUGGCCUACGAACAGGCUGAAAGAGCUAGACGACAGGCAGAAUAUGAAAGUGUUGAAAGUAAGGAGAUAGCAACUGCAAUGGCAAACACAAAUGCUGUUCUGAGUGCUCAUAAGAAACGCCUUGAAGGAGAACUACAGGUGAGGAAACGCUCAAAUGAAAUUGGACGGCUCAGCGAUGAACUACGAUCUGAGCAAGAACACGCACAAAAUAUCGUUAAACUGAAAAAAGCACUCGAAUCACAAGUAAAGUUGGAAGGUGAAAGCCGACGACACGCUGAAGCAGUGAAGAAUCUCCGCAACAAAGACCGUCGAUGCCGAGAAUUGCAAUUUCAGGUCGACGAAGACAAAAAAUCAUCAGAGCGUACAUUUGAUCUCAUUGAGAAACUACAGCAGAAAAUCAGGACGUACAAACGCCAAGUAGAAGAGGCGGAGACGCUAGCUGCUCAAAAUCUCGCUAAGUAUCGUCAGUUGCAACAUGCUCUUGAGGACGCCGAAGAACGUGCCGCAGCCGCCGAGAAUGCCAUGGCUAAGAUGAGACUGAAGAAUCGUAGCGGAUCUUAUAGGCCCUUAGCGCAUUCGAUGUCUUCCACUGCAGUGAACAUGAAAAGCAGCAGUUCAUCACGUGGCCGUCUGCUCGACGACGGUGUCGAAGAACGACAGAACUGA
This is a messenger RNA of Angiostrongylus costaricensis, 5754 nucleotides long. The record is from the annotation of a GenBank genome assembly. NCBI's taxonomy places the organism in Eukaryota, Metazoa, Nematoda, Chromadorea, Rhabditida, Metastrongylidae.